Heterostelium album PN500 is the source of this 246-nucleotide messenger RNA. RefSeq lists its product as uncharacterized. Lineage: Eukaryota; Evosea; Eumycetozoa; Acytosteliales; Acytosteliaceae. Bases 1 to 246 code for a protein of 81 amino acids. The transcript is spliced from 2 exons. The record is from RefSeq and is a predicted model, not a curated record.
AUGAACAAGACUCUCUUUUUAGUUGUUUUCUUAGCUUUGGCUGUCCCAGCCCUCUGUGACAUUUGGUCAAGCUGUGGUUCCUCCACUGACCACUUCCAAAUCGGACAAGUUGUCAUCACCCCAGAUCCCCCAGUAAAGGGACAAAGCAUCAACAUCACUGCUUCUGGUUUCCUCGUUAUAACCUACCCAAUCAAGAUUUCAGAUAUGACGACAGAUAUGUCUGAUUAUCUAUAUAAUCACACAUAA